This is a messenger RNA of Monosiga brevicollis MX1, 1079 nucleotides long. RefSeq lists its product as uncharacterized. The record is from RefSeq and is a predicted model, not a curated record. Bases 1 to 783 code for a protein of 260 amino acids. NCBI's taxonomy places the organism in Eukaryota, Choanoflagellata, Craspedida, Salpingoecidae. The transcript is spliced from 6 exons.
AUGUUUGCUUUUAAUUUUGGGAGUGCUGCCGCUACCGAGCCAAGCUCGGGGGCACCGUCGACUGGAGCAGGCUCGGGCUCGACUGCAGCAGAGACAGCUGCUCCCAGCAGUGUCGACGGGGUCCCGGCUGCGAAACGGGCUGCACCAGCUCCUUGCCAGCGCCACACGCCCACUGCGCUGACAGAUGAUCAAGAGGACUUUGUGAGCCCGCUUGAGCUUGGAGAAGCGACAAUUCAGCUCUUGGCGCAAACCAAGGCUGAGUAUGAGACAGUCGCGAGCGGUGCCACGGGGACGCAUCUCAAGACGGCACUGAGCGAGAACACAGACGUGGUGCAAGACGAGUAUGAGGGUGGGCUCAAACUGUGGGAGUGCAGCCUCGACCUGGCACGCUGCGUUUGCCAGCAAUAUCCCACCGGCUGCGAGGGCCUCCAUGUGCUUGAGGCUGAGCUGAGGAAGAUUGCCCCGCAAGGCUUUGAUUUGAUUGUGUCAGCGGAAACGGCGUAUUCGCUCGCCAGCAUCGACGGCCUCGUUGAGCUGAUCCAGGCCGUGCUUGCACCAACCGGGGUGGUGUUGGCCGCUAAUAAGAACUACUACUUUGGUGUCGGUGGGGGCGUGCGCGCUCUGUGCUCCAAAGCAGAGACAAGCGGCUUUCAGGUGGAGACGGUAUGGGCGUCCACGACGGGCGUGAAGCGGUCUAUUGUUAAGAUGCAGCGGCACAGCACAGCAGCGGCAACGGAGCAAGCAGCUGACGCCGCUAUGCGCUCGGCCGCGGGCGUAAAAUAAAGCAAUGACCGGUGCCAAAGUGAAAGUGCUCGACGUGCUCGAUCUGGCACCAUUGAUGGUGCUCAGCGGCGUUGAUGAGGCCAGCAAUGUUGCGAUUCCACCAGCAGCCCCAGUCCAAAGCAUGAUUGGCGGCCCGCCAGUCGAGGUAGGCAUUGAUGGGGGCACACCAUCCACUCCGCCCAUGCUCCAGCAACAAAACCUAGCCAGACAAAGCACGCGUACAGCAGCGGCAACAACAUUGGCAAGUGGUUGCAGAUGAGAGCGCGGCAAAUGUCGUUUAAUUGAUCAUGGGAGUG